Molecule: messenger RNA, 1676 nt
Organism: Nicotiana tabacum (common tobacco)
Lineage: Eukaryota; Viridiplantae; Streptophyta; Magnoliopsida; Solanales; Solanaceae
Source: RefSeq, a predicted model, not a curated record
AUUAGGAAGCAUAGUGGAUGUUAGUGACUAGAAGUAACAUGGUUGGUCCUAUUUGAUGAAGACAAAUAGCGCAUCAAAAUUGACUGCUCGGCCCGCGUGGGAACAUCUACUCCUUCUUUUCUCUUUCAACUCCCUCUUUUACUGCCUAAAACUUUCAAACGUAAAGCCCGCCACCAUUACCAUUACCAUUACACACCUGUCUCCCCAAUUCAAAAUCUCACUUUUCUCCACUGUGCUUUUCCUCGUUUUCUCUCAUCUUUGAAAAAGAGAAAAAAAAAAGGACAGAUUCAAACUCUUCCAACCCCAGCUUUUCUUACCUUUUCCUUCUUCUGUUUUCAGUAAUACUUGUUACCUUCACACUAGUCAUACAUACACUUGGCGAGUUGACAAUGAAAUUGUUAUCUUCAUCCUCUGUUUCCACCACUUCAAGCAAUGCUAAUUAUACUUCCAAGGUAAGUUGCAUUUCUGGGAUGUUGCGUCGCCUUCUUUGCUCCAACAGUCUUCCAACUCAUCCCUCAGAUCAAAUUAGUCUGUCUACAACGUACCAGUACAGUAAUCAUACUAAAGAAGCAGAAGCUGAUGAUGGACUGUCCUUAAAAGCACCUGGGGUUGUGGCAAGGCUGAUGGGAUUAGAAUCGCUGCCGCCUUUUAGCUUGGAUCAUGCAAAGGCAAGCAAUAACAAAUCAAUCUCCCGAAGCCGCUCUAUGAAUUCCGUUGAUUUGUUGAGAGAAAUUAAAGGGAGAAAUCCACGGGUGAAUAGCUUUCGUGAACCACCAACGUACAUGGAGCUUGAAGAUGAGAAUUUCUUUAUUCUCAGCUUUGAAAGCAGAGAGAUUGUGUCGAAACAGAGGAAAAAUAAUUUUGCAGAAAUAAAGCAGAGAAGAAAAGAGAAGCUGAAUAACAAGAUAAGGGAGAGCGUGGAUCUGAAGAAGAAAGAAAAUUUACAUGUUAUUAAUUAUGAGGUUUCAACUCAGAAGCUAGAUGACAAAGUGAUCCUCAUGCACAAGGAUUCUCAGAAGUUUACAGUACUUAAAGAUUCAACCAACGUCCUUAGACCAACAGAUAAAUUUCUUCAGAAUAUAUCUGUUGGGAUGGAAGACUAUGAAGGAGCAAAAAUAACAAGGAAGAAAAAGAAGAAAAAACGUGAAAGCUUUGCUGUAGAAAAACCCCUAACACAAUUUGAUUCAGAGAAAUCAAGCCCAAAUUCAGUUCUUUAUUUUGCUGAGACACAAAAUUCAGAGAAGUUCUUUAGGCUGACAAAUUCAAGAUCAAGGAGAACACUGACCGAGGAACUUGAAAAUUACAGGAAGCUGAAACUGACCGCAGGUGAUAAUAAUGGAGUGGAAGCCAAGAAAAGUGAAAGAAUUUGUGCUGAAUCAUACAAGCAUUUUGAAAACUGCGUACAAAUAUGGAGUGGUUUCAGCACAUUGGCAGAUAGAGAGACAGUGGAAAGAAACUGGCUACAGAAAGAGAUUUGCAAGUUUGAAUACUGCAAGGAGAUCGGUGGGGGCAUAGGAUUAAAAAUUCUUGAUCAGUUGUUGGAGGAGCUAGUAGAUCAACUUGUUGAACAACCCUUAUAGUAUUUUGUAUAUGUAAUACAACUUUCUUAAGGUUCUUAAUUUUGGACCUCAACUCCACAAGCACCUUUUAUCCAAGAAAACUCUAGUUUUUUCUUU